This is a messenger RNA of Giardia duodenalis, 1074 nucleotides long. RefSeq lists its product as uncharacterized. The coding region runs from base 1 to 1074 and encodes 357 amino acids. The record is from RefSeq and is a predicted model, not a curated record. Lineage: Eukaryota; Fornicata; Diplomonadida; Hexamitidae. The transcript has a single exon.
AUGGCUGCCCCAAAUGAGAUAGAUGUACUGAGACGCGAGGUAGCACGCUUGCUCCACGAGAAAAUUAACGCUUACAUGGAGCCAGUUCAUUUGGACAAGUAUACACUGGGGACUGAUCUUGCAACCAUUGAAGAUAUGUAUACGGCAAUAUCGUGCCUGCGUCGUCAUGUACUCGAGGUAGAUGCCCGCACCAAUGAAAGGAUAGAAGAGAAUGCACAACAACUAGCUGCAGACUAUCGGUUAUUCAAUGAGCUGGCAUCUCGGGCCAAGGAUACCAUUUCUGCCCUUACUGCCCAAAAGGAAGAAGUGGACGCACGCGAGGCUACACUGUGCACAUUAGAAAGCACUCUCCUGAGCCGGCUUCUAUCUACUGAGGCGUACCUGACCGCUAGAGCAAAGGUGGCCGAAGCACUCGAAAGCGCCUAUAAAGAGCAAUUUACCGGAGUAAUAGAAAUGUAUGCAACUCUCUUGGGAUCCUUUCGUGCUGCAGAGAAGAAGUUAGAGCGUCUCUCCUAUGAAAAUGCGCUGCUGCGUUGCGAUAACCGGAAUCUUAUGAAUGAGGUUGCCAUGCUACACACGGAUCGUGAUGCAGCGCAAGAAAAGGCCGCGAACACAAUGACUAUGUAUAGCGAGCUAGGAGGGCGGCUAUCUACGCUGUUAAAUCAGUGGUCGAAUUAUCGCACACAGGAUGGCUUUAGUGUUCCAGACACGGCUGCGAAGUUACAAAGCAUAAACAGCAAUGUUGAAGAGCUGCGAAGAGAGGUCGCUAUUGUAGUGUCAGAUAUGCAACGCACCAUUACAGAUCAGGAGGCAAUUAUUGCCGCUCUGACAAAAGAGCUGGACGAAUUGCAGAACAAAGGGCUGGAAGCGAAGAUAGAGACUACUAAGCUAAACUUCUUAGAGACAGAGAACAGCAGACUAAUGAAAGAGCUAGCGUCUGCAAGGUGUUCCUCAAUGGACUCUGGAUCCUCCCAUAUGCAUUUGAGCGUCGCCAAUGCAUCAACUCAGACCACAGAGCAAUCAAGAGCACAGCACACAGAUGACAAUUGUGGUGCUGUCGAUGUUGUCUCAUGA